Molecule: messenger RNA, 1224 nt
Organism: Penicillium cataractarum
Lineage: Eukaryota; Fungi; Ascomycota; Eurotiomycetes; Eurotiales; Aspergillaceae
Product: iron-containing alcohol dehydrogenase
Exons: 3
Coding region: 1-1224 (407 amino acids)
Cellular component (GO): mitochondrion
Molecular function (GO): alcohol dehydrogenase (NAD+) activity; metal ion binding
Source: RefSeq, a predicted model, not a curated record
AUGACCGAAACCGUCCGCCCAGCAUUCGCAGGCCGCGAGCGCCCUCUCCUCAGCUACGGCAUCGCCUUUCCCACCGCAGCCGCCCACCACGUCACCGAGACCUUUGGUGCCUCGCGAGUCUACGUGAUCUGCUCAGGAUCUCUGGCUCGGAAUACUGAUGCCGUGGAUAGAUUGACUACGGCAUUGGGUGCGGAGAAGGUCGUGGGUCAUCGGAUUGGAAUGCAGAGUCAUACGCUUUGGUCGGAGGUCUUGGAGAUUGUGGAGGAGGCAAGAAGUGUACAGGCGGAUUUGUUGUUGACUCUAGGAGCGGGAAGUUUGACGGAUGGAGCCAAGAUUAUUGCUUUGGCCCUCGCAAACCAAGUCCAAACCCCAUCGAACCUCGAAUCCCUCGCCGAAGGCCCCAACAAACGCCCUCAGAUCAAUCCACCUACCAUCCCCAUAAUCUCCGUCCCAACUUCCCUCUCCGCAGGCGAAUACUCCAAUUUCGCCGGUGGCACCGAGGACAAUUCCCGCCGCAAAUACAGCUUCCAAGCACCCCUCCGCGGACCCCAACUCAUCAUCCUCGACCCCGAACUCGUCGAGACCACGCCAGACUCGAUCUGGUUGAGUACCGGUAUUCGCGCAGUGGAUCACUGCGUGGAGACGCUUUGCGCAGUUGUGGGCGUGACUCCGUCGUCGGAUGAACUUGCGGAACAUGCCUUGGGACUAUUGGUUCCCGGUUUAUUGAGGUGUAAGAGGGAUCGUGGCGAUAGAGAGGCGCAUUUACAGUGUCAGUUGGGAUCGGUGGAUGCGAUGGCUGCUUGUACGAGUGGAUCUGUGGAAUUGGGUGCCAGUCAUGGGAUUGGACAUCAGCUCGGUCCCUUGGGCGUUGGACACGGCGAGACAAGUUGCAUCUUGCUCCCCGCCGUGUGCAAGUUCAAUGCAAAGCACAACGCCAAUCGCGAGCGACAGGCGCGCGUGCGCGAGUUCCUCAUCCGUGAUCCCGUCGUCGCUGAGGUUCUACGCUCUCACUCGAUUAACGUGGAGAACUCGGAUUUAGGCGAUAUCUUGGAUACGGUGAUUCGCGAGUUGGGCAUGCCGCGGUCUCUUGGGGAUGUGGGGGUGGGUCGUGACAAGUUGGAUGCCCUCGCAGAACACAGUCUACACGACCGAUGGUGUCAGACUAAUCCCGUCCCGUUGAAGCAGAAGGAGCAAGUGCUGGAGAUCCUAGAGAUGGUGGUUUAA